AUGGGCGUCUGGCCAGUCAACCGUGACGUCACAACAAGUGUGGGAGUAGGGGGAAGGCGCGGCCAUUUGCAUCCUCGAGUGGUGUGCAAUUACGCGCCGCGGCGAAACGAAGAGAACCGACGGACGGACGGACGGACGGGGCUGUGGGCGCCAGACGCCCCUCUCCGCGGACCACACACUGUUUGCCCUGCCUACCGUAAUCCUCCGCCUCUCAACACAAAAACCGGCACACCCAACACACACACACACACACACACACACACACAUAGGCUGCGAGAUUGA
This is a messenger RNA of Caenorhabditis auriculariae, 282 nucleotides long. The record is from the annotation of a GenBank genome assembly. NCBI's taxonomy places the organism in Eukaryota, Metazoa, Nematoda, Chromadorea, Rhabditida, Rhabditidae.